UGCGGCACGGGAGCGCUCCCCUCUGUAGUCCGCUCUCGGUUGAGGACAGGAGGCAUGACGCUGGAUAUGUUUCACUCCUGUGAAUAUGAGACAACUUGAAAUCUUCUUCUUGUGUUUCGUCGUGAGCAGUAACCCCACGAACUAAUGGGGCUGAUUCUGCUGAGCCUGAUUCUUCGGUACUGGAUCAACACCGUGGAGGGAUCAUGUUCAGCUGGCAGCGCCGUGACUUGUGACGACUGUCUGCGGCUCAGUUCUCACUGUGCCUGGUGCACGCAGGAGAAUUUUACAGACUGGUUUUCAGUCAGCGAAAGAUGUGACACACUGGAGAUCUUAUUAGAAAAGGGAUGUGCCAGGGGCCAGCUGGAGUUCCCUGUCUCCAAAGGUCAAGUCCUGCAGGAUCACCCACUCGGGAAGAAGACUGGCAAUGUCAACAGCACUCAGAUCUCCCCGCAGAAAAUGGCACUCAAGUUGCGACCUGGCAGUCAGGUGACAUUCCAGGUCAAGAUCCAACACACAGAGGACUAUCCUGUGGACAUCUACUACCUCAUGGACCUGUCAGCAUCCAUGUUCGACGACCUGAAGAUGAUCAAAGACCUGGGCUCCACUCUGUCCAGGGAGAUGGCCAACCUCACCAGUAAAUUUCGAAUGGGCUUUGGCUCUUUUGUGGAGAAGCCCGUCCUGCCCUUCAUCAAGAUCACAGAAGAAGAGCUGGUCAACCCCUGCAGCGGCAUAGGCUUAACCUGCCUGCCGACUUUUGGAUAUAAACACGUCUUGUCUCUGACGAGCAGCACUGACAAAUUCAACGAGAUAAUCGCCAUGCAGCGUGUGUCUGCCAACGUCGAUGUGCCAGAGUGUGGCUUUGACGCCGUCAUGCAGGCAGCAGUCUGCGGGGAAAAGAUAGGCUGGAGGAAUGACUCGAUGCGUUUGCUGGUGUUUGUCAGCGAUGCUGACUCACACUUUGGGAUGGACAGUAAGAUGGCCGGCAUCGUGAUUCCCAACGACGGGCAGUGUCACCUGGAUGUCAACAACGAGUACUCCAUGUCCACAGUGCAGGAGUAUCCAACUCUUGGUCAGCUGAUUGAUAAGUUGGUGGAGAACAAUAUCUUACUGAUAUUUGCCGUGACAGAAAAUCAGAAACCCAACUAUAAGAACUAUGCAAACCUCAUACCUGGCGCCACAGUUGGAGUCCUGGCGACAGAUUCGCGGAACAUCCUGGAACUGAUUGUAACGGCGUACAAAGAACUGCGUUCAGAGGUAGAGCUGGAGGUCCUUGGAGACACAGAAGAGCUCCAAAUGUCCUUUACAGCCAUUUGUCCAAACGGGACUGUGCUCACUGAUCUAAAACGCUGCUCCAACAUCAAACCUGGAGAGACGGUAGUGUUCAACGUGUCCGUGGCGCUCCCAGGGUGCCUGUCAGGAGUUCGGCACUUCUCCCUCAAACCGGUGGGCUUGCAGGACAGUCUAGAGGUGGAACUGGAGUCUCUUUGCUCGUGUGACUGCCGGCAACCUCCUGAAGCAAACAGCAGCCAGUGCACCGAGGGCCAAGGGGCUUUCCAGUGCGGCGUGUGCGUGUGCCAGCCGGGGUUCCUGGGAGCACAGUGCGAGUGUAAUGAGGAAAGCGCUUUGUUGGGUAACUGCCUCGCAAACAACAAGUCCGAGAUAUGCAGCGGUCAGGGGCAGUGCUACUGUGGGCAGUGUGUGUGUCAUGCGUCCAGUUUUGGACUCAUCUAUGGACCUUACUGCGAGUGUGACAAUUACUCCUGUGUUCGCUUCCGUGGGGAGCUCUGCGGAGGCCACGGAGUGUGUGACUGCGGGGAGUGUCACUGUGAAAGCGGCUGGACGGGGGAGUACUGUAACUGCAGCACCAGCACCGAGGCGUGCGUGUCAGAGGAUGGCGCUGUCUGCAGCGGCCGGGGGAGAUGUGAGUGUGGCCACUGUGUGUGCUCUGUACCUGGAGCAUCUGGGGACAAGUGUGAGAAGUGUGCUACAUGUGGAAACGCCUGUAGCUCUGCAAGGACCUGUGUAGAGUGCCAUCUGGAAGAUAAGGACGAUGCUGAGCUGUGUGAUCAAAAGUGCAGCGUCCCUAAAAUUUCCAUCAACACAACAGCAGAUUAUGACAAGGGCCCAUCUUUGCAGUGCACGCUGAUGACAGAGAACGAGUGCUGGAUCUCGUUUAAUGUGGCCGGAGAAGAGACGGGGAUCACUGCCUUCAAUCUCCAGAUUUACGGUUGCCCGGAGCCUCCCAACAUCCCCAUGAUCAUUCUGGGGGUCUCCCUCUCCAUCGUGUGUAUCGGCCUGAUCCUGCUGGGCGUGUGGAAAGUGCUGGUGUCGGUCCACGACCGUAAAGAGGUGGCCAAGUUUGAGGCUGAGAGAUCGAAGGCAAAAUGGCAGUCGGGGACCAACCCUCUGUUCAGAAGCUCAACGUCUACGUUCAAAAAUGUAACUUAUAAGAAAGAAAGAGAAAAGAUCAUGCCACACAAUCACUACUGAUGCUAAACUGGAGGAAAAGCGAAGCAACAUCUGAAUGCACUUAAACGUGUGUGUGUGCCUGUGUGUGUGUGUGUGUGUGUGUGUUUGUGCGUGCGUGCGUGAAGCAAAGAGCAAGAGACGGAGAGAGAAAAUUUUGUACUGGAAAUUCUUUUGUAUGAAUCUCUGUGUUGAUUCGGAGAUGUUGUGUAACAGUGGACGACACUGUGAACAGACAAACGCUAAAUGAUGAAUCUGACACUGUAAAAAGUGCACUGCCGAUGGACUGUUCAGUGCUGCACGUUCCUGUUGUAUGAUCCUACAAACUUUUUUUGUCUACUGUAGUCUACUGUACUGUACGUUUUUGUCUACUGUAACAUGCAGCUUGGAAAGCAGGAGUCUACACUACACUACUAAGUGGUCUACUACUGAAAAAAAUGUGUUAUUUUAAUGAAUGUAAAUAUGCAGGUGGAUGAUUAUGAUGGGUUUUUUUAAACUGUGUUUGUCGUUUUAUUGUAAAGCAAGGCUGAGCCUUUGAUGUUGAUGAUGAGUUUUUAGUGGCAUGGAGCAAAAAUAAAGUUGAAUUUCGA
Messenger RNA from Chelmon rostratus (copperband butterflyfish), 3056 nucleotides. It is a transcript of the gene itgb6, whose product is annotated as integrin, beta 6. Gene Ontology annotation, cellular component: integrin alphav-beta6 complex; cell surface; focal adhesion. The transcript has 15 exons. Gene Ontology annotation, molecular function: integrin binding. NCBI's taxonomy places the organism in Eukaryota, Metazoa, Chordata, Actinopteri, Chaetodontiformes, Chaetodontidae. The record is from RefSeq and is a predicted model, not a curated record. Gene Ontology annotation, biological process: cell adhesion mediated by integrin; cell-matrix adhesion; integrin-mediated signaling pathway. Bases 145 to 2490 code for a protein of 781 amino acids.